CUUCAGCAAACAUCGGCUGCCAGCUGCGUGCCGGUGAUGUGGAGCCACGCCCCUGCUGGAGCUGAGAGCCAGCUGGGGGAGGCAGGUGUGCCCUGGGACACACACUGGCUGGCGCAAGCAACCCAUGCCUGGAAAGACAGCUUCCUUGGAGAGCCCUGUGUCCGGCACACAGAAGGCAGACCAAGUGUGGGAGGCGCCAUGCUACAGGAAAGCGCCCGAAUCUCUCCUCUCUGCCCCGAGCUGCUGGACCGAGGCCCAAUCACAGUGGCCACAGAGAAUGCACAGGCAGGGAUCCGGGGCUGCCUGUUCCUGGAAUGCAGCGUCCCCUUGCCGUCUGCACUGGUCGGAGGAUUGCGAAGGGAUGAAAAAGUGUAGCCGGGCAGGGGCCCUGCUGAGUAAGUCUAACCAGCAGUACCACAAGGUGUUCAAGGACAUCCCCAUGGAAGAGAUGGUGCUCAAAGUGUGCUCCUGCGCCCUCCAGAGGGACCUCCUGCUCCAGGGCCGGCUGUACAUCUCCCCCAACUGGCUUUGCUUCCACGCCAGCCUCUUUGGCAAGGACGUCAAGGUGGUCAUCCCAGUGUUGUCCGUGCAGACGAUCAAAAAACACAAGAUGGCACGUCUCCUUCCCAACGGCCUGGCUGUCACCACCAACACCAGCCAGAAGUACAUUUUUGUAUCCCUGCUCUCCCGGGACAGUGUGUUCGACAUGCUCAGGAUGGUGUGUACCCACCUACAGCCUUGUAGCGAGAAAAGUCUGAGUGUACGGAAGUGCCCGGAGGAACCCAUACAUGAGCCCCUGGAUGUACUCAUCCCAGAGAUGAAGUGGAGGAACGUGUGCCCAGCCUCAAGGUCCUUGGUCCUUGCAGAUAACAUCUCAUGUGUCCCUCGGGCAUCCAGGGACACCACCGACAGCCUCUUUGCCUCUGGGAAGGCUCCAGGGCCUGAAGCUGCAGCCCCAGCAGAGGACCCAUUGCAGUGGGAACCCAGGAGCAGCCUGGAGCUGAGGCCCUGGGACUCGAGGCUCCUCAAGGUCAUCUUUGUGCUGAUCUGCUUCCUAGUGCUGGCCUCGUCCUACCUGGCCUUCCGCAUCUCCCGGCUGGAGCAGCAGGUGUGCUCCCUGACGCGGGAGGGCCCGCUGCCUGGGCACAGGUAACAGCUGCUCUCCUGUUGGGCCCAACGCUCCAUGAAAAAAAUUCCUACUGCUGUUCCCUCGGAGGAUGCUGCUGAGUCUGAAGGAGAACAUUCUAGAACCCCC
This is a messenger RNA of Ochotona princeps (American pika), 1255 nucleotides long. RefSeq names its product GRAM domain containing 2A (gene GRAMD2A). NCBI's taxonomy places the organism in Eukaryota, Metazoa, Chordata, Mammalia, Lagomorpha, Ochotonidae. Gene Ontology annotation, molecular function: phosphatidylinositol-4,5-bisphosphate binding. Bases 125 to 1153 code for a protein of 342 amino acids. The transcript has 12 exons. The record is from RefSeq and is a predicted model, not a curated record. Gene Ontology annotation, biological process: regulation of store-operated calcium entry. Gene Ontology annotation, cellular component: endoplasmic reticulum membrane; extrinsic component of cytoplasmic side of plasma membrane; organelle membrane contact site.